Messenger RNA from Colletotrichum paranaense, 3792 nucleotides. RefSeq lists its product as uncharacterized. The record is from RefSeq and is a predicted model, not a curated record. The transcript has a single exon. Bases 1 to 3792 code for a protein of 1263 amino acids. Lineage: Eukaryota; Fungi; Ascomycota; Sordariomycetes; Glomerellales; Glomerellaceae.
AUGAACAGAUUUCGCACCAAGAAGAGGGCGAAGGAUGAUGCCGCCUCUUCUACGCCUCGGGCCUCCCACGAAUCAGAGUCUCCCGCACCAUUCCGUUUAUUUGGCAAGGGAAAGAAAUCACAAGAAGAAGAGCCUAAGAAGGAACUGGAUCUCGAGAAUGCCUUGCCCCACAGCGAUGACUUCCGCACGAGUCUUCUCAUGACUGGGCUUUCUGCACGGUUCUCUAUGCUGAGAGAACAAGACGACCCGAACACGAAAAUCGGCAAGGCCAGCGACGACAGCGUUCUGUUUCCGAAGCGCCAGUCGAGGAUGUUAGACUUUGGCUUUGGGCCUGGUCCCAACGGACUGUCGGACAUCGCCGAGGUCGAGUCAAUCAGAAAAGAAGUGCCAUUUAACCGGAUGGAUUCUUACCACUCUGCUGAUGGUAACUCCAUCUCGGGAAGUGUCAUGGACCGAGCCAAGCCGGGAGAAGGCAACAACCUUUUUGGUGGACGCCAAAAAGUGUACAAGCUUGGUUCUGGUGCUGUUUCCACCAAGAACCUCGACGGCGGUGGCAUGAGUGGACGCGUUCUCUAUGAUGACGAUGUUGCAAAGUCAGCCUUCCAGAAAUGGAGGCAGACGGAGAAGUCUAAGCAACCAUUUGACGACGAACAGGACCAGAAGCCCUCGAGUAUCGAUCUCCCUCGCGCGGAAUCACCUCCACCGCUGGGCUACGACCGCAAGAGAGAAACCAACUCAACCACAUCAUCAACACCGUCACUAGGCCGCAAUUCCACGGCCGCCACCUCUGUCAUGUCCCAACCAACGUCAGCAGCAAAGGAUUGGCAGUCGAACCCGACGGCACCAAGUUCGGCAUCAGGCACGCCCAACCUUGACCGGAGCGUUACCCGAGCACGACGUCUUUACGAGACAGGACUCAACCAUGAUCUCCAGGAGCAACAAUCUUCGGCUCUAUCGCGAAUGGACACCCUUUCUCGGCAGCGAACUCUAGGCAGCAGGACCCCCGACCUCCAAAACGGACCUUCACCCACAAGCAGCCUCUUCAGCGAUCGUUUUGGCAAUGAGAGGAGGAUCUUGGCCAAGGGAAGCGCUCCGAACCUGCGAUCCGCCAGUCCCCCGACCAUGGGAUCGCCAAUUGUCCCCAUGGAUUUGGGCAUCAACGUGCCCACAAACUCCGAACCCAAGUCUUCCUUUGGAGGUGCACCUCCUUUGAGCCCGCCCAUCAGCGAAGGAGAGGAGAGUUCUGUUCUCCCCAGUGACCGGGGCAAGGCCACUGCUAUGGGGCUGUUCCAAAAGCCUCUUCACUCCUACGACGAGUCUAGAUAUGCUCAAAGGCAGCUCCAACUCCAGCAAGGCCGAGAGACGCCGACCAACAGGUUCCGCACAGAGUCUAACGCAUCACAAACUACCGGCCGAUCCCGUUCAUCCUCGUCGGCUCAGAGGCUGCCGGUUGAGAAACCCGAACAGAUAAUUCGUACAGAGCCGACAGUAAAGGAAGAGGAAGCUGGGCUGAGCUUUUACGACGAUUCACUUUCUCCCCAGGAUGACGCCACAAACCCAGCCGCUGCGUUCCAUGGCGCCACAAGACGCCCUGCUGAUCGCGACCAUCCCGCACUCAGGGACUUUGCCGUGCCAACACCGCUCUCAUUGAGCACCGGCGCGUCGAUUGAGCCGUCGCCCGUGUCCGAUCAACCUUUCACUGCCGUAUCCGCCGAGACGACCAGCUCGCCUCAAGACUCUCCGACGCUCCCCUCGUCCGCCGGCCUCAGCGGAAUGGUCCGCCAGCACCUGCGAACCGACAGCGCUACUUCAUCCAUCUAUGGCUCAGCGCCGCAGACGUCCAACUUUGCUUCUAGGUUUCCUCUUGAUCCAUAUGAUCCCAAGUCUAUGGCGGAUAUGGGAGUGAUGGCCAACCCCUGGGAAGUGCAGUCGCCAGACUGGGCAAACCCGACGUUCAACGAUCAGAAGGAACCGGCAGUUCCUGAGCCCACCUCGCAGCCUCAUCAAACGCUCCCAUCAGAGAACCAGCCAACCUCGGAGCGCAACACAGGGUCAAGCACCGAGAUGGAGAAGGAACACGACGAGUUUGCCAACCAACUCGCUGACCGCGCGCGCCGAGUUCGUGAGAGACUGACUUCCUACGUGGAGUCAGAUCGUGACAGCAGGUCCCUCUCACCUCACCCCGUCGAUCGUACAAGAGAGCCAUCGUUGCCCCGUCCGAACCCACUGGGCAUCUUGAGACAAAAGACGAGCCGUGGUUCUUUAAUUGAUCGCAACCGCGAGAACCGCGUCGAUAGCCAGCACUCAAAGGCCAUCAAGAUGCUUGGCCUUGCGACGUCAACCAUCAGCAGUGCUCCUAGCCCAAACAAGUCAAGCUUCGAGGAGAAGGAACCCCAGUCGCCUGUCCAGGAAGAGCGCGAGAAGCCAGCGUUCCCCAGAGCUGAGACAGCGCCAGUCCUUCCCACGCACGAGCCGGAGAAGGACAAGGAGGACGACUCCAUGCACGCUGGACUCCAGGCAUUCAGACAAGCUAGGCGACGGCUGAUGGAGGCUCAGAAGAGCCCGUCAAGUGUCCCUAUCAAUCCUGGUCAAAUGCCUGGCUCCGCAUCGGUUCCGAUAGUUGGCCCGCCUGCGUCUAGAACCGCACCUAGUCGCGAGCGCACCCCCGGUCCGCGAUCGCCAUCUCGCGAGCGCCGGCCGCCUCCUGUCACCUACCAGCAGCGGGCACCCAGUGAGGAGCCGCAACCUAACAACGGCUCUGGCCGCGCGCCCUCCCGCCCUCCUUCUCGGACUGAACGGACUGAGCGUGACCGCAGCGGCUCUGAAGCUAGCAGCGGAGACCGGCCUCAUCGCCCAGCACGCUUGCGUACCGGCACCAUCUCAUCGCCCCACGAAGAGCAGCGCGGCAUGGUACCUCCUCCGGCAAGACCUCAAAUGCUGAACUCGCCAGGCCUCCCGGGCACCAACAUUCGUCGGUCUCCGAUUAUGCCUCCUCAGCCGUACCCAGCCGGAGCGGGUCAAGGAAAGUCUCUCGAUCGGUCUGCAUCCCAGGGCAACCUGGCAGUCCAGUACCGCCGACGGGGGCCUGAAUCCGGCCAGCCUUCGCCCAUUUCCCCAAUGGCUCCCAUCCCGUCGCCGUCCAUUCCCGUCAGCCAGUCUUCACCGGCUUUUGUCCCCUCCCGCCGACCUUCCGCACCUCCUGUGCCGUCGCCCAACAUGGAGGCUGCACCUGCCAACCGCCUCGACGAGUCGAUGAAGAGAGUGGUCAGGAAGAAGGAUAUUUCUGAGCCAACCUUUGUCUCUUCAACCUCUCGCGUCCCAACUGUAGCUCUUCCUGAGACCUCAGAGUCCCGGUCCAGAAGCGGUUCUCGUUCGCGAUCUGGCAGCAUCCUCGGUGCUGCCGCCUCGACGCCAAAUCUUCACGGCAGCGUGCACGCCAAUAUCAACGCUCCGCCUCUGCCUCCGAUCAACCCGAAGCGUCGCAACAUGAUCGGUUCGAUGAUGGGCCGCCGAGGAGAUGAAGACAUGGGCGCAAGUUCCCCUCACCUGCCCUUCUCUCCUCCACCGAUUCCCAGUGAGCACGGUGGCGACAGCCACAGCGCGUUCUCUGUGAGCGACGAAGAGGACGGCCCUGGUUCCCAGCGGCGCCGCCUCCGAAAGACCAUCAGCGAAGCCAAUGGCAUGAACAUGCGUGCCCGACUGACCCGGGGCAACAGCCCUCCCAAUAUGCCUGCGCCUAUGGCUAUGACAGGGGGCUUGAACAACGGAAACAUGCCCGGCGGCAUGAUUUAA